Molecule: messenger RNA, 1392 nt
Organism: Colossoma macropomum (tambaqui)
Lineage: Eukaryota; Metazoa; Chordata; Actinopteri; Characiformes; Serrasalmidae
Gene: dctpp1
Product: dCTP pyrophosphatase 1
Exons: 2
Coding region: 321-785 (154 amino acids)
Biological process (GO): nucleoside triphosphate catabolic process
Molecular function (GO): nucleoside triphosphate diphosphatase activity
Source: RefSeq, a predicted model, not a curated record
UUAGCUGAUCGGUGGGUGAAGGGAGUGUAUGGUUGCUUUAAAGAAACCACAUUUCCCAUAAUGCUGCAGUACCCCGCCUCUUCCGUUUGUGACACGCUAUUUCAUCCUUUUCCGUCGUGCGUAUCCAGCUGUGGCGGGAAAGUCUUUUCGCGUGCUCCGAGUCUAGCCUUAGUUUGUCUUUAAAAACAGUUUUAAUAAGCGUCUCCAAGGCAGCCCAGCAGUGGAGCGACAACCGUCCUUUUCCUUUGUGACGACACCGUUGUUUUUUCUGUUGUCGCGGGAAAUUCCACGCACAAACUUUGAAUCAGGCUACUAACACCAUGGCAGCGCAACAGAACGGUUCUGUCCACGCGAAUGGAGUCGCUAACGGCCCGGCGAGUCCUAAGCGGCCUGAACCGGAAGGAGAGCAGUUCAGUUUCAGCGCAGAGCCAAGUUUGGAGCACAUCAGGCGGCUGCAGGCUGAGUUCACGGCCGAGCGUGACUGGAGCCAGUUCCACCAGCCCAGGAACCUGCUGCUGGCUCUGGUGGGAGAGGUAGGGGAGCUGGCUGAACUGUUCCAGUGGCGAGGGGAGGUGGCUGAGGGCCUGCCAGACUGGAGCGACCCAGACCGUGAGAAGGUCUCCCAGGAGCUCAGCGAUGUGUGCAUUUAUCUGGUGGAACUGGCAGAGAAGUGCAGGGUUGACCUGCCUCAGGCUGUGCUGCAGAAGAUGGAGCUCAACCGGAGAAAAUACCCAGCCAGCAAAGUGCACGGAUCGGCUAAGAAGUAUACAGAGUACACGGACUGAGUGUGCUACAUGCACCCUCACCUAGCUACAAAGAGCUGCUGCUAGAUGCCAGAGAUUUUCCCACCACCAACACUGGGUUAUUUUAGUAGUCGAACUUUGUAUGUUGUUAGUUUUACUCAGUUUGUUGUCGACAGACCUUGAGUGUGUUUCCACUUUCCAAAGCGACUUCUUUUAAUAAUCGAAACCUUAAGCACUCUUACUUUUAUCCACAUUUUAUGGACCUGAAUACGAGUUUUAUGUCUUUGCACUUGUGGACUAGUUAAGCCACAACACUGUGCUUUUUUAUCCCCAGGAAUGCCAGUUGUACCCACUUUGGACAUGCAAAACUAAGAUUAGAGCUUAUUUUUUUUCUCUUGGUGUUCUGCUUCACUUGAAAUGCCACUUGCAUGACGAUCUGUUUAAAAUGACCAGAGUUUACUGUUCAUAUAUGUGAGUAAGAGCCACAGGGUUCAUUAUCAUGUUCUCUGCUGUAUGUGAAUUGGAGAAAAUUGAUCUUACCCUUUUGGUGCGUUUUGCCAGCACAAAGUUUACCCUUGGGUUACUAAAACCACAGUUAGGGCAACAUGUUUUCUACCAAUAAACUGUUGUGGUUCUUCACAGUGCACUU